Molecule: messenger RNA, 1240 nt
Organism: Corythoichthys intestinalis (scribbled pipefish)
Lineage: Eukaryota; Metazoa; Chordata; Actinopteri; Syngnathiformes; Syngnathidae
Product: probable E3 SUMO-protein ligase RNF212
Exons: 12
Coding region: 239-1066 (275 amino acids)
Biological process (GO): protein sumoylation; reciprocal meiotic recombination; homologous chromosome pairing at meiosis
Cellular component (GO): synaptonemal complex
Molecular function (GO): SUMO transferase activity
Source: RefSeq, a predicted model, not a curated record
GGCCUUCAAUCAGCUGUGAAACACGCGACAGGAUAAGCGCUACAGUUCACAUUAGAUACGGAUUAAAAGGUAAGUAUGGUUUCAUCAAUAAGAUUUGUUUGUUUAAAACGUUAAAAAGCCAACAUAAUUUUAGAUUUCUAUACUUAAGUGACGCGAACUGGCUAAUUCACGAUCGCCAUGUAGUAUUAGCUUUUAUGCUAACUUACAGCUAUCGUUGCAACAGGAGCCUCCCUCGAACAUGACCAACUGGGUAUGCUGCAAUGUCUGUUUUCAUCCCCCUUCAGCCCAAAUUCGACUGGCCAUCACGUCGUGCGGCCACGUAUUUUGUUCUAAGUGCGCCUACAAAGGUAAACAAGGCAAGUGUCUGGUCUGCAAUGAGAAAUGUCAAAUAUCAGCUCUUUCUGACAAAACGCCCCCGGAUGUGAAGACCCUGUUCUUCGACAUUGACCAUACGACAAACGAGCAUUUAUUAGAGAUUGUCAAAGUUCUAAGGUUCCAGGCCAGACAUUCUAAAAGAUUGCUCACACACUACCGGGAAAGGAAUGAGAAACUGGAGGAGGGCUGGCUUAAGAUGAAGCAAGAAAAUCAGCAGAUGGCCAACCAACUGAAAGAACAGCACGCCUACAUCAGUGAACUGAAACAUUCACUUCAAAGUUUAAAGGCCUCAUCAAUGGGCCACGGCUCCCAAGGUGCACACGGAAGAAAUGUCCGGCAGUUCCCGUUUAACUCUACCCCAGUGCUCUCCAGACAUUCCUCAUCAAGCAACAUUCAUGGCAACGUGGUAGCAGAUGAACCGCCAAGUUUCUUACAACCACGCCAGAGCCAGAGCCAGCCUAUCAAUGUCCCCGGUUUGUCACGCAUCAUUCCUCCACAUGAUGGACGCAUGGCAGGCUUAAUGCCACAGAGGAGGUCCAGCCAAACGACCAACUACCCCGUAUUCUCGACCACAGUCAGUCGUAGCCAGAGAACACCGGUGACACCCAACUUGUCAUUUGGACGGCCGUCCACCUGGAAUUCACCUUUCUGCCAACCUUCCCAGUCCUUCCAGUUGCACCCUCGUCCCUAAAAGCAGGUGCAUGCACAGCCAACUGCAUGCUUAUGGUUUCUUUUUGUGCCCGUUUUUUUUUUUUCUUUUUUUUUAAACGGUUCUAUGCUCUGAAAAACUGGAAUUAAAUGAAUAAUAAAUACAGUUCAGCGGUUGCGACACUUCAAAUGAGGCCUUGUAACUUUUAUUUGUGUG